This is a messenger RNA of Vigna angularis (adzuki bean), 2488 nucleotides long. Its product is annotated as hydroxyproline O-galactosyltransferase GALT6. Gene Ontology annotation, molecular function: carbohydrate binding; galactosyltransferase activity. Lineage: Eukaryota; Viridiplantae; Streptophyta; Magnoliopsida; Fabales; Fabaceae. The record is from RefSeq and is a predicted model, not a curated record. The transcript is spliced from 7 exons. Bases 234 to 2207 code for a protein of 657 amino acids. Gene Ontology annotation, cellular component: Golgi membrane.
UUCUCUGGUUCUCUCUUUUUGCACAUACAUGUGAUAAAAUUUCGGUAGUGCACAAGCUGGCCCAGUUGAUUCUUUUCCUCUUUACGGCUAAGCUUCUAUUCCAAAGCCCCUGUUGAUGCAUUGAACGAUAUUCUAAAAGGGAAAUUUUCCAUUUGUUCUUUCUGAGUAGAACUCAGCAAUAACUUCAUUCUCCCCUGGUUGGUUGAUGCAAAAGUUUGAGAAUUUUUAAGACAAUGAAGAGGGUGAAGAAGCUAGAACAAUUGUUGUUUCUUUCCUAUAGGCCUAAACCUCUUCAAAUUUUCAUGGCCAUGAUGCUUCUCUAUUUGCUCUUCACCACCUUCGAAAUCGAAACUUCUCUUGCUUUCAAGACCAGGUUUGUGUCAGUGUCCUCCUUGCUGGGUACGGAACUCCAAUACACCCAUCUCAGCAAAGCCUCAAACCUUCCCUCACAAGGGGUGUUCCAAGGUUCAGUGCAUCGGAAAACUAUGCAGGGGUUGCAGAAAGUUUCUACCUUAAGUUUUAUUGAGGUUUUGAACGACAGUAGUGUUGCUAAAAACGAGGUUUCUGAACUCCACAAGGCUGCCAGGCAUGCUUGGUUUGAAGGGAAGAGGCUUUGGGAAGAAGUGGAGAGUCUGACGAAAAUCGAGAAUGUGACAAGGUUCAAGGCUGAGAACCUUUCUGAUUCGUGUCAGCAUUCAAUUUCUUUAUCUGGUACUGAAUUGAGGGGGGAGAAAGGGGUCACGGUGAUGAUGCUUCCUUGUGGGUUGACAUUAGGGUCUCAAGUUACUGUCGUGGGGACCCCUCGUUGGGCUCACUGGGAGGAUGAUCUUAAGAUAUCCGUGGUGAAGGAACAGGAGGGGAAGGUGAUGGUGUCACAGUUCAUGAUGGAGCUUCAGGGUUUGAAGAGUGUGGACAAGGAAGACCCUCCCAGGAUAUUGCAUUUCAACCCCAGGUUGAAGGGGGAUUACAGUGGGAAGCCUGUUAUUGAGCAGAACACUUGUUACAGAAUGCAGUGGGGCUCUGCUCUCAGGUGCGAGGGAUGGAAAUCCCGGGCUCACGAGGAUACUGUUGAUGAACAGGUGAAAUGUGAAAAGUGGAUUCGUGAUGAUGACAGCCGCACGGAAGAGGCAAAGGCAACAUGGUGGUUGACCAGACUGAUAGGGCGAACUAAGAAGGUGACUGUUGAUUGGCCAUACCCUUUUGUUGAGGGGAGAUUAUUUGUUCUAACCGUAAGUGCUGGAUUGGAAGGUUACCAUGUUAGUGUGGAUGGAAGGCAUGUGACAUCUUUUCCCUAUCGCACGGGCUUCUCUCUUGAGGAUGCGACUGGUCUAUCCGUAAAAGGGGAUGUUGAUGUGCACUCUAUAUUUGCAGCUUCCUUACCUACAUCACAUCCGAGUUUUGCUCCACAAAUGCAUCUUGAAUUACUUCCUCAGUGGAAAGCUCCACUGCUUCAUGUAAAUGUAGAGCUUUUCAUUGGAAUACUUUCUGCUGGCAACCAUUUUGCUGAACGGAUGGCAGUGAGGAAAUCAUGGAUGCAACAUAAACUAGUCAAAUCUUCAAAUGUUGUGGCUCGGUUCUUUGUUGCCUUGCAUGGAAGGAAAGAUUUAAAUGUGGAGAUAAAGAAAGAAGCUGAUUAUUUUGGUGACAUUGUUAUUGUCCCAUACAUGGAUCAUUAUGACCUGGUUGUGUUGAAGACAAUAGCUAUCACUGAAUAUGGGAUUCGAGUGGCUGCCAAAUAUAUCAUGAAGUGCGAUGAUGACACAUUUGUCAGAGUUGAUUCUAUGAUCAACGAAGUAAGAAAUGUAAGAAAUGGUAGAAGUCUGUAUAUUGGAAAUAUGAAUUAUCACCACAGGCCUCUACGUAAUGGCAAAUGGGCUGUAACAUUUGAGGAAUGGUCAAAGGAAGAGUAUCCUACCUAUGCUAAUGGUCCAGGUUAUAUAAUCUCUUCAGACAUUGCCCACUUCAUUGUAUCCAACUUUGAGAAGCACAAAUUAAAAUUAUUUAAAAUGGAGGAUGUGAGCAUGGGAAUGUGGGUAGAACAAUUCAACAGUUCAAGAGCAGUUGAGUAUGUGCACAGCUUGAAGUUCUGCCAAUUUGGUUGCAUUGAAGAUUACUACACUGCACAUUACCAAUCUCCACGACAAAUGACUUGUAUGUGGCAUAAGUUGCAACAGGAGGGAAAACCCUUGUGUUGCAACAUGAGAUAAUAUAGCCUAUGAUCAUAAUAUUCAUAUUAUAUAUUUGUACAUAGGCACUGAGGACAUUUUUGGCCUCCACAUAUUCAUUCAUUGUUUUACCUCCUACUUUUCCCCAUUUGGAUUCUCCUAAGUAGAAGGCCUAGGUGUAUCAUAUAAAGUUGGAUACUCCAGCGAUCGCUGAAGGAGCAAACCAAUGAUUUGUGAAUUUGUAAUAUGGUACACAUUGUACCAGAAGCCAAAUGAAAUGUUUAUUUCUGGUUUUACUUCAUAUUUGGUUUGCCAUACCAAAA